Molecule: messenger RNA, 1309 nt
Organism: Schizosaccharomyces cryophilus OY26
Lineage: Eukaryota; Fungi; Ascomycota; Schizosaccharomycetes; Schizosaccharomycetales; Schizosaccharomycetaceae
Product: nitrilase
Exons: 1
Coding region: 440-1252 (270 amino acids)
Molecular function (GO): hydrolase activity, acting on carbon-nitrogen (but not peptide) bonds, in linear amides
Source: RefSeq, a predicted model, not a curated record
AUAAUAAAAUGUGAAAGAUGCAUUUAACUACAGUAAUAAACACCCAUGAAACCAGAUACAUAAUAUUAUACAAAAGAAAGCUAAUCUGCUCGCUCAAUCAAGGCUUAGUUUUUUGUUUCGUUUAGCUAAAACAAUUUCGUGUAUUAUCGAUGCUUGAUAAGAUUUCGGCAUAUGAAUUGGACAAUCGGAGACGUUUUGUCGACCAAGGCAUAUUUUUGUACUAUCUUGCUUUGUUUGUCUAAAGAUCCUUUGUUCAUGAUUACAAGCGAAAUAGUUUUUAUCUGAUUCUGUAUUUUAUUAGCAUAUCUGUAGACAUGCGCUGUUAUCUUCAUGGAUCUAGAAAGUAAAUUAUUUAGUAAAAAACAUUUUUAAUUGAGAUUUUUCACCUUCGUGCCUUGUUUUUAACUUUGGUUUAUUCUUGAAUCUGCUUACGUUGAUUAUGUCUGUUCGGGUUUGUUGCGUUCAAAUGGCUCCAAAAGUUGGAGAUGUAAAAGCGAAUGUGAACAAAAUGACCGCAUUCGUCGAUGAGAUUAUGAGGAAAGAAGCAGUCGACAUGAUUAUUUUUCCAGAGUUGGCUACCUCAGGAUAUGAGUGUGGGGACGCUUUCAUCGAUCUAGCAGAAUACGCUGAGACUAGUGUAUCCAUUCAGUCUAUGUGCAAAGUCGCAAAACAAUACUCUGUUCAUAUUGUGUUUGGAUUCCCAGAACGACAAAGUGAGGAAAGGAAAGGAUUGUUCAAUUCCUGUGUCUACGUUAAUCCCGACGGACACGCCUGUGGAACCUAUCAAAAGGUCCACUUGUUUAAUUUAGAAAGAGAGUACUUUUCCCAUGGGAAACAGUUUCCCAUUUUCAAUACUCCUUUUGGAAAAAUGGGAAUUUUGAUUUGCUGGGAUACUGCAUUUCCAGAGGCCGCUCGAAUGUACUCGCUACAAGGAGCAGACUUUUUGGUCAUAAGAUCCAAUUGGGAGAAACCCUACGAGGAUGACUGGGAUCUGGCAGUGAGUGCUAGAGCUUUGGAUAAUUGUAUACCGAUCGCAGCAGCAAACCGCGUAGGCAAAGACAAAAGUCUUGCUUUUUUCGGCCAUAGUCGAAUCAUCGGUCCUACAGGAAAGGUCCUGAGGAGUCUUGACCAAGAUACUGAAGGCUACAUUACUGCGGAGUUGGACUUGAAUGAGUCUAAGCGUCUCCGACGAGAAUACUACACCUUUUUCAAUGAUCGUAAACCAGAAUUGUACACGGGACUAACAAAUUAGCUUCCUAUGAAGCGUAUCAUACAAUAAAUUCGUAAAGUAACCUCAAUAAAAAUGAGC